This is a messenger RNA of Chroicocephalus ridibundus (black-headed gull), 5352 nucleotides long. RefSeq names its product roundabout guidance receptor 4 (gene ROBO4). The record is from RefSeq and is a predicted model, not a curated record. Gene Ontology annotation, biological process: cell-cell adhesion. Gene Ontology annotation, molecular function: protein binding. The transcript has 18 exons. Bases 146 to 4018 code for a protein of 1290 amino acids. Lineage: Eukaryota; Metazoa; Chordata; Aves; Charadriiformes; Laridae.
GUUUGUGUCCAUCUCCCUCCCCCAGCACUUCCCGGCCCCCGCGUCCGGCUAUUGUCCCCCCCCAUCCGGAGCCUGAUCUGGUCCCGGUGCCGGCAGGGAGGGACCGGGAUUUGGGGAGGAAGCGGGAAGGUUGGCCGGGGCCGGCAUGGCGGGCGGCUGGGCGACGGCGUUGGGGCUGGGGCUCUGCCUCACCGCGCUGCGCCGGGGAGGCUGCCACCCCCCCGGCGCAGCCCCGGCCCCCCAAACCGCAGCUGCGCUGCGGGACAAUUUCCGCCUGCAGCCGGGUGAUUUGGUGGCCACGGCGGGGCAAGCGUUGGAACUGGAUUGCGUCCCCCCCUCGGGGCACCCCGAACCCCGCGUCACCUGGAAGAAGGACGGGGUGACCUUGGACUUGACGAGUGACCGGUACUUGGUCACCAACGGGAAGCUGCGGGUGGCACCGGCGCGGCGCGGCGACUCCGGGAUCUACGUCUGCGUGGCGGCCAACGAGGCGGGCGAGAGGGAGAGCCGGGGCGCCCGCGUCUCCGUCCUGGAGAAGCCGACCAUCGUGCGGCGCCCGAGCGACGCCGUGGCGGUGGCCGGCAGCACCGUGGAGCUGGGCUGCGGCGCCCAAGGUGACCCAGCGCCGCGGGUGCAGUGGCACAAGGAACGCGGGGACCUGCCCUGGGGCAGGCACGAGGUGGACCGGGAGAACACGUUGCGCCUCUACGCCGUGACGGCCACCGACGCCGGCGCCUACGUGUGUACGGCACAGAGCCAGCUGGGCACCGCCGCCGCCACCGCCCGCCUCCGCGUGGAGGACCGCCUGCCAACGGGCCGGCAGGAGGCCGCGCCCCGGGACCUGCUGGCCAUGCGGCUGCACCUGGACAACGGCACCGCGCUGCCCGCCGCCGCCGCCGUCCGGCUCCGCUGGCGGGUGCUGACGCCGGCACCGGCGCCGGAGGGUUACAUGGUGCUGUACCGCUGCCUGCUCCCUGCCACCACCGCCUGGGUCCAGCACGACGCGGGCAGGGACCUCAGCACCGUCAUCCCCGCGCUCCGCAGGGGCUACAAGUAUGAGUUCAAGGUCCGACCUUACGCUGGAGGGACCCAGGGCUUGGACAGCAACAGCAGGCACCUCUGGAUACCCGAGGAAGGGGGCCUCAGCACCGCUGUCCCGGCAGUGCCAAGCGCGGCGCCCCAGCAAGUCACUGUGGGCCAGGCUGAGAUGGGGAACGGCACCGUGGUCGUGAGCUGGGAGCCACCUCCUCCUGAGGCCCACAACGGCAUCAUCCGGGGCUACAAGGUCUGGUCAAUGGGGGAGGGGUGGCAACGCCCCACCAACAGGACAGUGGACGGAGGCACCCACCACCUGGAAACCCUCCUCCCGAGCCCUGGGGCCGAAUUCUGCGUCCAGGUGGCAGCUUUCAACGGCGCGGGGCUGGGGGUCCCCAGCAAUGUCACCUGCAGCAUCCUGGGGCUGACAGCGGGGAGCACCAGGGUGGUGCAGGUGCUGCGGCAGCCCGCCGUCAUCGCAGCCGCCGGCUCGCUGCUCUGGCUGGCCUUGCUCGCCCUCCUCCUCCUCCUCUGCCAGCGCCGCGCCAGCCAGGACGCCGCGGCUCGCCACAGGCUGGUGGCCGGUGACUCGCCGUGGCUCGGUGGCCCCUGGAAACCUGGCUGUGCCCCCCCCAACCUCAGCAGCAGCAGCAGCCUCAGCAGCCGGCUCCUGGGCAGCGACGGCAGGGACCCCCACCCCUCCACCCUGUCCUUGGAGCCCUCGAGCCUCGGCCCCCCCACGCCCCCCAACCACAGCAGCCUCCACGGGGGGCACCCGCCGCCCCUUGGGGAUGCAGGGUGCUACGUCGGGGGGCACCCUGGGGUGCGCACCUCGCCCAGCACCCCCAACCCCGCACCCUGGGAGCGCGUCCGCAAGAGAGAGCUGCACCAAGUGCACAGCACCCCGCUGCUCGCCGGUGGCCCCGGCCACGUCCCCGGGAGCGAGUGGGGGACGGAUUUUGGGCUGGCGGCCGGGUGGCCUCAGCAAAGGGGACACGACGGUGACGCCGCCACCGCCGCGCCGGCCGCAGGGGACCCGUGGCAGCUGCCGGUCUUCAGCUCCCCCAAACCACGUCGGGGCAGCGCCUCACUGGCCGCCGGCGUCACCGGCUUACCGGUGACACCCCCGAGGCCACCCCACGCCUGGCACCCACCGGUGACGCGGUCCCCGGCCACUGCACGUCCCAGGGACACGUCCCCCAACACCAGGCGCCCCAAGGACGUGUCCCAAGUCACUGGGACCCCCAGGGACGCGUCCCCAGUCACCAGGCGCCCCAAGGACGUGUCCUCGCUCGCUGAGAUCCCCAGGGACAUGUCCCCAGCCACGAGACGCCCCAAGGACAUGGGCACCACGGUCGCUGGGAUUCCUAGGGACGUGUCUCCAGCCACCCGGCGCCCCAGGGACACAUCCUCGGUCACUGAGAGCCCCACACCAGCCGCCAGGCACCCCAGGGACAUGUCCCUGGUCACUGAGAACCCCAAGGACGUGUUCCUGGCCACCAGGCGCCCCAAGGAUGUGUCACCAGCUGCCAGGCACCCCAGGGUCAAGUCCCCAGUCACCAGAUGCCAUGAGGACACGUGCCCAGCCACCAGGCAGCCCAGGGAGCCAUCGCCAGCCACCAGGCACCAGAGGGACACAAUCUCAGUCACCAGGCAUCCUGAGGACACAUCCCCGGUCACCAGGUGCCCCAGGGACGUGUCCCCCGUCACCAGGCACCCCGAGGAGAUGUCGCCAGUCCCCGGGCACCACAGGGACACGUUCCUGGGCAGCAGGUACCCCAAGGACAUGUCCCCAGCCACCAGGCACCCUAGGGACCCAUCACCAGUGACCAAGCACCAGCGGGACAUGUCACCAGCCACCAGGCAGCCCGAGGACACGUCCUCAGCCAACGGACACCCGAGGGACAAGUCCCCAGUCACCAAGGUCCCCAAGGAGAAGUCUCCAGGCACUGCACACCGCGAGGACAAGUUUCUGUCCACCAGCAGGUACCCUGAGGACAUGUCACCGGUCACCAUGCACCCCAAGGACACAUCCCCAGACACCAGGCACCCAAGGGACACAUCCCCGGACACCAGACGCCCCGAUGAGAAGUCUCCAGCCCCUGGUCACCGCAGGGACGCUUUCCUGGGCAGCAGGUACCCCAAGGAUAUGUCCCUGGUCACCAGGCAUCGCAGGGACCCAUCACUGGUGACCAGACACCCAAGGGACAUGUUCCUGGCCACCAGGUACCCCAAUGACACAUCCCUUGCCACCAGGCACGCCAGGGACAGGUCCCCACGCCCUGGCCGCCUCUCACCGGUGCUCAGCGAUGGGGUCUUGACGCCUCAACGAGUGGCCGAGGACCUGGAGAUGGACCAGGACACCAUCUGCCCCAGCGCCCCAGUGCCGGCCAUGCCCCGGUCCUUCUCGCCGCCGCACACCUACGGCUACAUCUAUGGGCCACCAGCCUCCGAGCUGGGUGAGGAGGAGGAGGAGGAAGAGGAGGAGGAGGAAGAGCAGCCAGUGACGAGGGGCUCACCGGGGGGGUCGCUGCUGAACGGCUGGGGCUCUGUCUCAGAGGACAACUUCACCAGCGCCCGCUGCAGCCUGGUGAGCUCCUGCGAUGGCUCCUUCCUCCUGGACGCCAGCUUCGCCCGGGCGCUGGCGGUGGCCGUCGAUGGCCUCUGCUUCAGCCUCGAGGACACCGACGGGAGCUAUGGGGGUCCCUCACCACCACCAUCACCCUUGGAGGAGGUCUUCUCGCCCGGGGUCCCCAUCCCCACCUGGGACUGGGGGACGGCGCUGGGGGUGCCGCGGAGACCCAGGAUGGAAGCGGCUGUGGGCAUCCCACAGCACGGUGGCCACGGGAUGGGCAGCGGUGGCCCCUGGGCCAGGGCAGGUGGUGAGAUGGGGACAGGAGGGACAGAAGCGUGGCGUUCUCCGGGGCGUAGGAUGCGGCAAGGCCAGAGUCCCCUCAGCUCGGCUAAAAACCAGCUUUAUUAAGAAGUUCCCAAAAAAGGGGCUCUUUGCUAACAAAAGCCACCCACAAAGGGUGGGUGGCACCAAGGUGGGCAGAUGUCCCUCCUUCUCCAACAUCCUCAGCCUCCCCAAGUGUCCUCAUCCUUUCCCAGUGUCCCCAUCCCUCCCCAGAUUCCUCAUCCCUCCCCAGCAUCCUCACCCUCCUCAAGUGCCCUCGUCCCCUCCAAGUGUCCUUGUCCCUCCCCAGUGUCCUCCUCCUUCCCCAGCAUCCUCAUCCCCCAACCAUCCUCAUCCUUGCUCCGCCCAAGCACCGUUGUCCAUUCCAAGUGUCCCUGCCUUUCCCCAGGGUCAUUGUCCCCCUGCCUGUCCUCAUCCCCGCUGACGGUUCUCAUUCCUCCUGACUGUCCACAUCCUUCCUCGGCACCCUUGUCCCACCUCGACCGGCCUUGACCCCCCCGCCAAGUGUCCUCAUCCCUCACAAGCCACCUUGUCCUUCCUGCAUGUCUUUGUGCUCCCUCCAGGUGUCCUCAUCCCUCCUAUCCAUCCUCAUCCCCAGGGUUCUCAUCCCUCCUGAGCAUCCUCAUCAUUCCCCAACUGUCUUCACCCCCUCCCAAGGCUCCUCAUCCCUCCCCACCAUCCUCAUCCCCCUGCGACCAUCCUCCUCGUCCCUCCCUACUGUCCUUGUCCCUCCCAAGCAACCUCGUCUUACCCAAGUGUCCUCUUCCCCCCAGCGAUCCCCAACCACUUGGCGUCCUCGUCCUUCCCCAGUGUCCUCGUCCCCCCAAGCACCCUUGUCCCCCAAAGUUCCUUGUCCCUCCCCAGCACGCUCAUGCCUCUGCAGUGUCCUUGUCCUUGUUGCUCCCAUGCAUGCUCGUCCCACCAGCUGUCCUCAUCCCUUCCAACCACCCUCAUCCCUCCCAGCCAUCCUUGUCCCUCCCCAGUGUCCUCAUCCCUCCCAAUUGUCCUUGUCCCCAGGGUCCUCCUCCCUCCCUGAGCAUCCUUGUCCAUCCAGUGUCCUCCCAGUGUCCUCAUCCCUAGUGACCGUCCUUGGCUCCCUCAGGCAACCUCAUCCUUCGUCAAGCAUCCUCGUCCCUCCCAAUUGUCCUUGUCCCCGGGGACUUCAUCCUUCCUGAACACCCUUGUUCCUCCCCAGAGUCCUCGUCCCUCCCAACUGUCCUUGUCUCCACGGUCCUCCUCCCUCCCUGAGCACCCUCCGCAUCCCUCCCAAGCAUCCUUGUCCAUCCUGACUGUCCUUGACCCACCCCAGGUGUCCUUGUCCCCCCCUCGCGCUGCCACCCACCGGCUGCUGGCUCUGUGCAACCCUGUUUACGCGGUGCCCCUCAGAAAUUAAAGAGCAU